UGUUUGUUGUUGGAGAAAAGGAGAGAAAGGAAAGCGCGAGGACCCGCCGCCGCUGCCGUCACCAGCCCCGCCGUGCCGGAGCCGCGAGGAGACUGGUCACCUGCCUCCCUUCUUCCCACCGGCCGUCUGCGUCCUCGGACUUGUUCCAACAAUCUGUUAAAACAUGGUGGAUUACUAUGAAGUUCUAGGCGUGCAGAGACAUGCUUCACCCGAGGAUAUCAAAAAGGCAUACCGGAAACUGGCGCUAAAGUGGCAUCCAGAUAAAAACCCUGAGAAUAAAGAAGAAGCAGAGAGAAAAUUCAAACAAGUAGCUGAGGCGUAUGAGGUAUUAUCAGAUGCAAAAAAACGGGACAUCUAUGACAAAUACGGCAAAGAAGGAUUAAAUGGUGGAGGAGGAGGUGGAAGUCAUUUCGACAGUCCAUUUGAGUUUGGCUUCACAUUCCGGAAUCCAGACGAUGUCUUCAGGGAAUUUUUUGGUGGAAGGGAUCCAUUUUCAUUCGACUUUUUUGAAGACCCAUUUGAAGACUUUUUUGGGAACCGAAGGGGUCCUCGAGGAAGCAGAAACCGAGGUGCAGGCUCAUUUUUCUCUGCCUUCAGUGGAUUUCCUUCUUUUGGAGGUGGAUUUCCGUCCUUUGACACAGGAUUUACUUCAUUUGGGUCACUGGGUCAAGGGGGCCUCACUUCAUUCUCUUCAACGUCAUUUGGUGGCAGUGGGAUGGGCAACUUCAAAUCUGUAUCAACCUCCACUAAAAUAGUUAACGGCAGGAAAAUCACUACCAAGAGAAUUGUGGAGAAUGGUCAAGAAAGAGUUGAAGUUGAAGAAGACGGCCAGCUAAAGUCCUUAACGAUAAAUGGUGUGGCUGAUGAGGAGGCCCUGGCAGAAGAAUGCCUGCGGAGAGGCCAGCAUGCCCUGCAGGGCCCACCACCUGGCAGUGCCCGCUCGUCAAAGCCACCCAAGUCCACCCCGGUGACCAGACUCACGCCUCAUUCCAUCUGGGAAGAAGAUGAGGAGCAGGACAGGCUGCGGGUCCCUGGCAACUGGGAUGCCCCCAUGACCUCAGCAGGGCUCAAAGAAGGUGGCAAGAGGAAGAAGCAGAAGCAGAGAGAGGAGCCGAAGAAGAAGAAGUCGACCAAAGGGAACCACUAGGCUGGACUUGACGCAGACACCAGCCCCGCUUGCGUGCAGCCGCGCGUGUGGAGGCGGCGGCAUCCUUUCAGUGCUGCCCCAGGGCCACCUCGCUUAGCAGGAUUGCGAAAGUGUGCUCACGAAUCGGUAGGAUCAGGGGCGUUGGAGACUGAGGUGACGAUCACAGGUGGCCUGGUAGACGUUUGGGACACAGCCUCGACUUUGUUACUCUGCUUUUCCCCAACACUAAAUCUGUUAGCAUCUUCCUCUUGAGUUGUAAGGGUCUGUUCAUUCUUUUCAGUUACUCGUCCAUUAUACGAAGUGCUGAGAUCUGUAGCGGUAGAGGUGCAUGAAGUGCGGCAGGAAGCUCGGUAUGUCCUCUUUCCCAAUGGUGGGACCGUGUUUGGAAUUAGAAUGUAAUUAAGUACAGUGUAACUUAAGGUAACCACGUAUGUUACGCCUGGCACUGAGGCUGUCAGGGUACUUUUUGUCCAGAAUAAUCUGGCAGUACACAAUAGGCCAUUUUGAGUCACUUCAGAUGUAAAAUCAUUCUUGGUGUUAUUGUUCUAGUUUUAGUCCUCUCCAGGUAGUAAAAAUUUGACUCCAAAUACUGUUUAAUUUUUGCUAAAUCUCUUCUUUCUUUCUUGGAUCCAUAAUUGUUCUUGUUUAGUGAAAAGAUUUUGCUCAGCAAUACCAUCUUUAGCUUUCAUAGGUCAGGCUCAUACCAGGGAAAAACAGGCUGGUUAUUUACAUGCACAUCCUAACAGAAGCUUGACCUAACUAUUUCAGUUUGCAAACAUUGGCCCCUGAGAACAGCAUUUCACUCUCACCAAUUCUGCUGCUUCCUGUCGUCAAUCGGUUGCAUGCGGUGCUUCUUCUUAACAUUUGUUUUAUUGAGCACCAGGUGGCUCUGGGGCUGCUUAACUUCCUGCCUGCAUGUUCCUCUUGGACAGAAGUGUCCCUUCCCUUCACCGUGAGGACCCAUUGUUCACGCUGCUUUUUCCUUUGUCCUCUUGGAAGCAAGGGCAUUGAAAAAAGUGUUGACAUGUUUAAAGUGCUAGCGGUCUAAUCUGGCAGUGUGGAAAGAAGAAUAUUUUGUGCAGUCAUGCAGCAGUGCCACAGCUGGGAGCCUGGGACAAGUGUCACCUGUGGUUUAAGGUGACUGUCGCGGCACAGUUUGCUGUGUUUUCUUGGUUUGGUGGGAGGUACGGGCGGCUACUUGGUGGAGCAGAUUGGUAUUUAAGUUUGUUGUGGAAAAUGUGACCGUCAAGGCAGCAUGUAUUUUAAUGCUACCUACGAAUAAAAUGUGUUACUGAGUCCAGCUCGCUUGUGGUCAUUUAUAG
Messenger RNA from Castor canadensis (American beaver), 2469 nucleotides. RefSeq names its product DnaJ heat shock protein family (Hsp40) member B6 (gene Dnajb6). Lineage: Eukaryota; Metazoa; Chordata; Mammalia; Rodentia; Castoridae. Gene Ontology annotation, molecular function: Hsp70 protein binding. The record is from RefSeq and is a predicted model, not a curated record.